Messenger RNA from Cottoperca gobio, 6351 nucleotides. It is a transcript of the gene btbd7, whose product is annotated as BTB (POZ) domain containing 7. The transcript has 11 exons. Gene Ontology annotation, biological process: morphogenesis of a branching epithelium. Lineage: Eukaryota; Metazoa; Chordata; Actinopteri; Perciformes; Bovichtidae. Gene Ontology annotation, molecular function: protein binding. Bases 483 to 3839 code for a protein of 1118 amino acids. The record is from RefSeq and is a predicted model, not a curated record.
UUAGCGUUGGGAUAGGCCAUCACAACCACCCAACAAGCCGUUGUGCUACUAUGGGGAAAUACCGAACCGAACCGAGAAUAAAAACGGGUUUGGUUUAGUUUUUAGUCGAGGUAAAUGCUGGAAAUUCGCCAGAAAGUCGAUGCAAGUGGGAAUGAUCGCAUAUUAGGGAUCAAAUGUAGACGUUGACGUCGAGCCGUGCGUAAUGAGCAGAGUUGGAAAAAGAAGGUGUUGAGCUGCAUUUUUUUCUCUCUGCCAGAGACAACUUGGGUCGGAGUACUGUCUAAACUACGAGGUGAUACGAAGAAUAAUAAUGCCCACGAAGCUCUCCACUUUCUGGUAUGGCAGGCUGGGCCCGGGGCUCUGAGGACAUUUCAGAGGAUCCGUGCCUGACCCACCACUGAGGAUUGAGAGGAAUACGUUGUCUGAGCAGAAUGACUCAGCAAGAGGGGGGACCCCCAAAUAGCCAGUGAAGAGAAGUGAGGAUGGGUGCCAAUGGUUCCAGCUAUCCACACUCAUGCUCCCCACGCAUAGGGGGAAAUGCACAGGCACAGCAGACUUUUAUAGGGACCUCAUCCUACUCUCAGCAGGGAUAUGGCUGGGAGUCUAAGCUAUACAGCCUGGAGCAUGGCCAUGAGCGGCCCGCAGACAGGAAGAAGAAGAGCCUUGGACUGGCGACCCUCAAACGGAGGUUCAUCAAGAGAAGGAAAUCCAGCCGCUCAGCUGAUCAUGCACGGCAGAUGCGGGAGCUUUUGUCAGGAUGGGACGUCCGUGACACAAACGCUCUGGUGGAGGAAUAUGAGGGCACAGCAGCGCUCAAGGAGCUAAGCUUUCAGGCCAGCCUGGCACGUGCCGAGGCACCCAACCUGCAGCGGAAUCUGGCUGCCCUCUACCAGCAUAAGUACUGCACUGAUGUGGACCUCAUCUUCCAAGGUACUUGCUUCCCAGCUCACCGGGCCAUCCUGGCUGCCCGCUGCCCCUUUUUCAAGACUCUGCUGUCGUCAUCCCCUGGCUAUGGAGCAGAGGUUCUCAUGGACAUUGAGACAGCUGGCAUUGACGUUCCCAUGUUCUCUGCCCUACUUCACUACUUGUACACUGGGGAGUUUGGGGUGGGUGGGGCGGAGGAUACCCGGCUGCAGAACGUGGAUGUACUGGUGCAACUCAGUGAGGAGUUUGGUACACCCAACUCCCUUGAGGCUGAUAUGAAGGGCCUGUUUGACUACAUGUGUUACUACGACGCUCUGCUCAGCUUCUCCUCGGACUCUGAGAUGAUAGAGAGUUGUAAUGAGCGAGGUGCUGUGGCUGCAGCACCAGUAGUGGGCUCAGUAUGCCCCGGAACCCCAGACGAGGACCUCAGGGCUCAUAAAGCUAUCCUCUCAGCCCGUUCUCCUUUCUUUAGGAACCUUUUGCAGAGGCGCAUCCGCACAGGAGAGGAAAUGACAGAGCGCACAUUGCAGACACCCACCCGUAUAGUGUUGGAUGAGUCCAUCAUCCCACGGAAAUAUGUGCAGGUCAUUCUCCACUGCAUGUACACAGAUGUGGUGGAGCUCGGGCUGGUGCUGAGGGGAAGCCCGUCAGCGGGCAGCCUCGGCGAGGUGCAAGCCCUGGUGUCUGGGGGCCGUGGAGCCAGCACACGCACCGAGGAGGCCAUGGAGCUGUACCAUAUCGCUCUGUUCUUGGAAUUCAGCAUGCUUGCUCAAGGCUGUGAGGACAUUGUUGUGGAAAGCCUUUCUCUUGACUCACUCGUCCCAAUCCUGAAGUGGAGCUCCCAGCCGUAUGGCUCCAAGUGGGUCCACAGGCAAGCAAUGCACUUCCUCUGCGAGGAAUUCAGUCAGGUUGUCACCUCAGAUGUUCUCUACGAGCUUGGCAAGGAGCACCUUCUCUGCGCAAUUCAGUCUGACUACCUUCAGGCGAGCGAACAGGACAUUCUCAAGUAUGUUGUUAAGUGGGGCGAGCAGCAGCUUAUUAAGAGGAUGGCAGACAGGGAACCCAACCUGUUGAGCGGCACAGCCCACAGUGUGAAUAAGAGGGGAGUGAAGAGGCGAGACCUGGAUGUGGAGGAGCUAAAAGAGAUCUUGUCUCCUCUCCUACCCUUCAUCCGAACUGAGCACAUCUUACCUCCCAACAGUGACGUCCUCGCUGACGCGCUUAAAAGAGGUUUGAUAAGCACCCCUCCUUCAGACAUGCUUCCCACAGCUGAGGGGGGAAAAGCCAAUGCCUGGUUACGGCAGAAGAGUGCUGGCAUCUAUGUGCGUCCCCGCCUCUUCUCUCCUUAUGUGGAGGAGGCUAAGUCUGUGCUUGAUGAAAUGAUGGUGGAGCAGACGGACCUGGUGCGUUUGCGAUUAGUGCGCAUGUCUAACGUCCCAGACACGCUCUACAUGGUCAACAACGCUGUGCCUCAGUGCUGUCACAUGAUCAACCACCAGCAAAUGGCAAGCAACUUAAGCACAGCUCCUUCGGUUGUGGCCAAUGAAAUUCCAGUGCCUCAGCUGUCUGUGGUGAAGGAGAUGAUCCGGAGGCUGCAGGAACUGAGGCACACAGAGCAGGUCCAGAGAGCUUAUGCCCUCAACUGUGGUGAAGGAGCCACCGUCAGCUAUGAACUGCAGCUGCGGGUGCUGAGGGAGUUUGGGCUGGCAGACGGAGCCACUGAGCUACUGCAGAACCCGUACAAGUUCUUCCCUGAUGAACGGUUUGGAGAUGAGAGUCCAAUUCUGGCUCUGCGCCAGGUGGGUCGGUGUCGGGUAAACAGCAGCCCAGCCAUGGAUAGCAUGUUCACAGAGCUGGAAGGGGUAGUGGGCUUCCACCCUCCCCUACCUCCUCCACCUCCCCCAUACCACCCCCCUGCCACACCCAGCCAUGCUCAGCUCAAGGGUGCCUGGCGUCCCCGUGUGCCCAUGCCUACCCCUACCCGUUCCUUCUCCUACCCCUGCAACCGCACCCUGAUCCAGCGUCAUGCAGCCGCUAAGCAUGUCACCUCAGACUACUCCUCUGUGCCCAGGCCGCAGCCCCCAGACUGCACCAACCCGCAGGCUAUGGGCCGAGCUUUGCUUUCAGAUCAGCAAGCGAUGAGCAUGGAGCCUGUUAUGAGGGAGUUCAUGCCUGACAUUGCACUGGGUGUCUCGGUCAUGUCCCUGAGGGAGCAGCACAUGGCAGAGAUGGACAGGGAAGGCCCUCACAGCCCGAUGGGCCCCUCAGGCCACCAUCUGCCCCAUGGGCCCUGCCCUUCUGCCCGCCACACCCAUGGCCACGGUCCCGGACAUGGCCACUCCUGCAAGAGACACGCUCCUGAACCCAAGCUGGAGGCUCAAGCAGAGUUCCCUGACCUGUACGACUUCUCCUGCCGACCUGCAACUCCGACCUCCACUCACCCUCUGCCCUCCUUUGCAGGACCAGACCUCUACAGCCACAGCUGCACCCCCUCCAGCUCUUAUCCACCUCCCUACAUUUCUGACUCUCAGUCCCAGGGCCGCCCUCAGGGACGGACUGCCCCUGACCCGCUACGUCUGGAUGUUCUCAGUAUGACCUCUCAGAGGCAUGACGGAGUCCUUGCCAGCCCUUCUGGCGCCCAGCCUAGGAUGGGACACAUCCCAAGGGGGCGAUCAAAUGAGACAGACCUGACUCACGGCUUAGGCCAUUUACGGUCUUCCAGUGGGAACAUGGACAGCUAUGAGGAGAGGCACACAGGACCUCGAGAUGCCCCGGAGGAGAUGGUUCUAGCUGGAGAAUCAUUGGGCCCGGGGUCCCUCCAGCAGCCUCACCGGAACAGUGUCAGCGAGGAGAUCGCCAGAGACCGCAGGUCACCUAGCAAGCCUGACUACCCUUAUAAGAAAUCUGCACUUUAACCCCUCUCGAGGACCAGGGGUUGAGUUAAGAAAAGGGAAAGCAUGAUGAGCGGCUGUCCAUCACAAUGGAUGGCAAAGCACUAAAUGUGUGCCUGCGUGUAUAUGUGUGUGUGUGUGUGUGUGUGUGUGUGUGUGUGUGUGUGUGUGUUUGAGUUUGAAAGGACCAGGGGAAAGGGGUGGUCGAUGGUUGCUAUUUAUAGGAUCUGUCCUUUUUGUCCUACCUCUAUCACACUGUGCUAUCCAUCACACAGUCAGAGUAUGGAAUGAGUAAGAUCUGUAGGUUAAUUGUCAAUGCUUGUAAAUUGAUCUCUGCAAGCCUGCCUAGUCCUGCUGGUUUAGAGGAUGACUCGUGCUCUUCUAGGAUGGGUUGGUCUCUUGAGUUUGAUUGUAAAGAAAGAGGUUAGCUCUAUGCAGUGUGAGUCCUGCAUGAGGUGGUCACAAAACUAGAUUAUGUAGCUCAGUUAUAAACUGAUGGUUUAACAAAGUUCAUAUUCAUAGACCAUGUUUUCUCUCAAUUAUUUUCAGCAUAAAAUGGGGAGAUGGCAGGAUAGGAAUUUCAAUUUACACAAGCUAACAAUGGUACACAGUCUGGGACAGGGAGUAUUGUGAUAAAAUCAUAUGUAAAUACGUCUGGCUCUUAUCUUUUCCUCCCAUUACAUGUAUUUCCAUUUCUUCCUGUAGCAUGCAUAUAGCAGCCCACUUAACUAUCGUUCUCCUCCUCGCCCUGGUCCUGCAGUGCUAAUGAGUAAUGGGCCAAUGCUUGGUCACACAAAGCAGGAAUUGGAUCCGACCGGAAGUAGGUCAUCAUUCUCCGGUAACCCAGUCUGAUAAUUGUGUCAGGCUUUACCUAUCGCAGCCUUUGAGUGUCUGGCUUGGAGGCAGAAGCCGGGUGUUUUUAGAGGGGGGGGGGUCAGGUGGAAAAAAAUAUAGGGGUGCCGUGGCAGGUGAUCAAAUGGAGUACUGGGGGUUUGUUGGUUUUUCAGCUGAAACAGGUGUGUGUGUGUGCGUGUGUCUGUGUGCGAGGAUAACUUUAAUACACACAGGUGUUUAGACAAUCUCAGUACUGUACACUCCCAUCUUUAGUCAGGUCUGUUAGAACAUAUCAGAGUCAGAUGAUUUAACAAGAAGCUUUGGCACAGAGUGCGGCGGUCAAUGUGCUAAAGCCUUUAGUUCUGUUUAAUCCAAUAGCAUCAAGUUAGCAAAUCUAAAGCCUUAAUCAGUGCUUGGAAUAUUCAGUUUUAGCUACCUUUGUCCAAUUAAGUAUGAUUUUAUUACAUCGCAACCCCUUUUCAAUUGCUUAUUUGACUGUUCACUACGGAUACAUUAACUACCCCUAACCCAAAUGUUAAAACCAUGCAUCACGCCUCCAUCACGCCACCUCAUGGGAUAUUUUGAACCUGCAUAGUCGGUGUUGAUACUGUUAAAUAUGCUGUUAAAGAGCCGCUGUAGCUCCAGCACCAGCUCCAGCACCAUGCAAGUACACACAUAAAAGCCUGUUACAGCCAACAGCUGGCAUACAACCUCACAUACAAGUAUCAUUGCACUGUAGGACCCACCUGUCUAUUAGCUGAAGGGAAAAAGAACAAAUUAAUUUAGAAAAAAAGGAAUCUGAAGAAAAGUUGGCGAUUGCUGGCUCAUAUCUCCAAUGGAAAUUGUAUAUAAUGAAUUGAACUACACACAAUUUUUAAUGGUUUCUAUCACAUUUUAGUGGUUGUUGACGGUUUGAGUUUUUACUGUAGUGGACAACACUGUGUACUUGUCUUUGUCAUGAAAUCUCACUAAGAAUGUGUGGUAUAAAACAUAAAGAUUGUGUCUCAGAAUCUAUUUUGUUCUUAAAUGUUAUGCAUUCGGGCAGUCUGUUCAAUGUUGUAGGUGGUGUGGAUUACCAUGUUUUGUUUUUUUUCAAUUUUCCUUUACUUUUAAAGUAACAGGAAUAUGUAGAGGAUCUGAAGAUAUUAGCUCUCUGCUUAGCAGUGAUAAAGUUGCCAAGCAGAAUUUUUUUUAUUUUCCCAUCUAGAUUGCUUCAUGGGGAAAAAAUGCAAAACUCCAGAUUCCAACUCCAGAUUCCUCCCCAUGUUCAUGUUGGGUAGUUUUAUUUUCCAGGACAAUGUUCCUUUGAAUAUAAGUCCUUGUUUUGCUCUUUGCUGUAGGAGUCAGUGCCUUCCCCCGCCUGCGGCUGGGCUUUUAUUGGAGAAGUGACUUUGAUGUCUAUGCAAGCUCUUUUCUACCAGCUUACCAGCCUGCAUCAAAUAGUCCUUUGAAAUCUCAUGUAGCUCAUUUUGUGUACAUAGUGUUAUUUAGCACCUUUUGAGAUUGAACCAUCUGAAAUGUGUGAUUGCUUGUGUUGAAAUAUAACAGGUACUUUGUACUUGUAUGGUAUCAUAGAAAACAUGUUUGUAGAUUGAUAUUAAGUUGCAUUUAGUUUCACUGAAUCUAUUUUUCUACUGUCACCUCAAAAGGUGCAUAACAGUGGGCAUCAUCAAAAUAAACUGGUUUGAUAUUAUGGAAAUUA